AUGCUUUAUCGAAUACAAAACAUCCCUUUUGUUGAUACUCCUCUACACAAGGCUGUCUCGACUAAUCAUCCUCCGGGCGAGGACCUCUUAGCUAAACGCAUUGAUUUCGCCAUGGAAAUCAUUAGCUUAAAGGCGUCGUUUGCUAACGGGCUUAGCCCCUUGCACCUAGCAGUGCAAAGUAGGCAGUCUGAGAUCGUAAUGCGGCUCGUGGCGUUUGAUAAAGAGCUGGUACGGCUCAAGGGACGUGGGGGAGCCACUCCUCUACAUUUGGCAGCCGCACAAGAUGAUGAUUGCCAUCUUUUAGCAAGAUUUCUAUUUGACUGCCCUGAAUCAAUUAACGAUCGUACAGUUCAUGAUGAGACUGCAUUGCACAUUGCCGUGAAGAAGUCCAACGUUACAGCCGUGGAAGUCCCUUUGGGAUGGAUCCGGAAGACCAACAAUACAGGGGUCCUCAACCGCAAAGACAAGGAUGGCAACACCGUCUUGCAUUUAGCGGUCUCAAAUUUGCAGCCGAAGGCACGCAUAAACAAAGAUGAAGUGAACAAAGAGGGCGACACUGCCUUGGACGUGGCCGAAGGACUGCCUCAAGGAGAGGGUAGUUCGAAAAUUAAGAAGAUUCUGCGCGACGCAAGAGCUUCAAAGAGUUCAACUCUACCUAGUGCAGAGUACCGCCAUGUUGAUUACUUGAAGUCGCCGGAACAGUUCGUGGAAAUAGUGUUUAAAUCCAUUAUUCUUGGCGGAAGAUAUUUGUCUACGGAAAGGCGCAACUUGAUUCUUGUGGUUGCCGUCCUGAUUGCCACAUCGACCUUCCAGGCCAUUCUUCAGCCUCCGGGUGGACUACUUGACCACGGGGACAAUAACGGAAACGGCAACCUUCUCACCAACGGAACAGUCAUAAAUGCCACCAUGUCCACCGGUUUUCCAGCUAAUAUCACCCAUAUGAACGCCACUAUAUCCACCACAGCCACCACCAGUAGUAAUGCCACUAAUCAUGUCGAUCGAGUGCUCUUCAAAAGGCGGAAAGGGAAAGAUAUUACGUACGGAAACUUCUUCUCCACUUUCUACUUGAUGAACACUCUAGUCUUCCUCGCCUCUACCACGGUGAUCAUCAUCGCCCUCCAACCGCAACCGUUCUUAAUUUUUUGGACUCUGCUGCUUUCGCUGGCCUUCCUAAUGGUUAGCUACGGCUUCGCCUUUAUGGCCAUAUCGCCCUCUUACUCGUAUGCUCUUGCUACUCUGUUGGUGUCGUAUGCUAUUUCUUCGGUGGUUUAUGCCUUCAAAAUUAUAAUUUACCACAUAGAAGCGAGUGCGCGUGCAGGCGUGAAAUACACUGGGAUGACACGCCUGCAAAUGAAACGCCUCCAGAUGUUGGCCUCGUUACUCAAUCAUUGA
Thlaspi arvense is the source of this 1392-nucleotide messenger RNA. Lineage: Eukaryota; Viridiplantae; Streptophyta; Magnoliopsida; Brassicales; Brassicaceae. The record is from the annotation of a GenBank genome assembly.